AUGUGGUGGACAUACAAUAACCCGUUGUUUUCAUCAUCGGUUGUCAACUACUGGCACCCGUUUCGGACAACAUCUAGUAGUGGCCGACAAUUGUCUGCCAAAACAAACAAUUAUCGGUAUCAUUGUCUUAGAUCAGCUGGGCUUAUGAACCCAGACAUCGAUGGUAUCGAUGCACUAGACAUUAAAAACAAAUGCAUCCGAUCGGUAGGUCAUGUUUUAAGGCCAUUAAUGGAAGAUUGUUGGACACUGGCCGGUGAAGGAACCGGCGUUUUUGUUGUCGACGACAAUCGUCUAAUGUUGUUGACCUGUUAUCAUGUGGUCGCACACCUACCAGUAGUUUGGGUUGAAUAUGUGAAAAGCUAUGUGAAUCAGGUAGUAGUCAAAUGUCCUUAUAUGAGGGCCGAUGUUAUCUAUUGUGAGCCGCACUGGGAUUUGGCAAUACUUCGGUUCCGAAAAACGCCGUCACGAGUGUAUAACACGUCGACAACAAUGUCGAUGACCACCACCAACACCAACGCCGAUGCCGAAAGUAUCGGAUUCGGUGCAUCGGUAGCUAUGAUCGGCAAUGGCAAUGCUAUACACUUUCAACUACACCCGGGUAUGAUUAGGACACCCCGAGUCGACAACAAUAUGCUGCCCAAUAAGUAUUACGUUAGUACAGUACCGUUUGGCGAACAAUUACCGUACAUAACACACACAACUAGCAAUGUCCCGGGUUUUUCGGGCAGUCCACUCAUCGAUACCAGUGGCCAAUUGUGUGGCCUAGUUUGGGGCGGUAGUAUUGAACGAUUUCUGAUAAGCUAUGCUAUCGACUAUAAAACAUUGUCAGCGUUUAUCAAUAGGGCUAUAGUUUAUGAAAGUGAUGGCAAACAGCAAACCCGUCUAAGAAAACGAUUUGAAUGGGAUAUUCAGUCCAAUAGACGACUAAUGGGUAUAAUAGUUACUACACAACCGUUUUCCGGUAGUUUUACUGUACAGUUGGCACUUCCCGUGGCCUCAACUGAUGCAAUUGGUAUUAUCGGUAGUCGUAUUUGGAAAGUUAACGGUCAGGUAUGCAAUACUAUCGAUAAUAUCCGAUUGGCUAUCGAUAAUAGACAGCAAAUUAAAGUGACCAUUAGGUCUACCAUAGAUGAUGACAGUAGUAGCAGUAAUAGUAAGGACAGUAUGAAAACCAUUAAUACGAUACUAUCUAUCGUUGAACACGACAUUAGUAUUAUGCCAUUAGUUUUGUGA
Oppia nitens is the source of this 1233-nucleotide messenger RNA. RefSeq lists its product as uncharacterized. The coding region runs from base 1 to 1233 and encodes 410 amino acids. The transcript has 3 exons. The record is from RefSeq and is a predicted model, not a curated record. NCBI's taxonomy places the organism in Eukaryota, Metazoa, Arthropoda, Arachnida, Sarcoptiformes, Oppiidae.